UCAGAUUCCCCGGUAAAUAGGCGUAAAAUUAGUAAUAAAUCUUUAAAUGUAUAAGUAUGAAAUACAUUUGUGUUUGAAUCUUUUUUAGUUGUAGAGAUUCAACCGAAAGGCUCUGCUCCAACCAUGGCUAAGUUACGGGAGGACUAUAAAUUACUGAAAGAGGAGAAUCGGCUUCUGAAAGAGGAGAACCGGCUUCUGAAAGAGGAGCGGGAUUUCCUUAGGGAAAAAGGUCUCAACCCUGUGAAGACUGGCCCCUCAACAACUUCUAAAGGGUCCCACAAGAGGAUGCUAAAGGAUUCUUCAGACUCUUCGGCAUCUGACUCUGAGACAGACUCCUCCUCCUCUGAAGGAGGGAAGAGGAAGAGGAAGAAGAAGAAGAAGACGAUCAAGAAAGCCCGCACAGCAUUUGGGAAAAGAGUUCAGAAUCCAGAGGACGUUGUGCACCGGUACCGAGCUGUCCUAAGAGAGUUUAGGCGCACCAGGAGCAUGAGCCUGAGCUGUGAAGUACUGAACGUGGACAGGAACACAAUUGCCUUGACGGCAAUCAUUGCCGAAAUCUUUAUUGGCGCAGAAGGUGAAGACUUCGGGCAACUGCCAGUGUUCAUAGAAGGAGACACUGUAGGCAAUUAUGCUAAAACCUGCAAGGCCUUCUUAGAUGGCAACCAACUUCUUGGGGAAAAAAUUAAAAAAAUGAAAAACAACUCGGAGCUGCUCCCCAUGAAAUAUAAAUUCCGAAAGUGA
Molecule: messenger RNA, 741 nt
Organism: Gadus chalcogrammus (walleye pollock)
Lineage: Eukaryota; Metazoa; Chordata; Actinopteri; Gadiformes; Gadidae
Product: coiled-coil domain-containing protein 106-like
Exons: 3
Coding region: 124-741 (205 amino acids)
Cellular component (GO): nucleoplasm
Source: RefSeq, a predicted model, not a curated record